AUGCCUCAAGUCGGUCCAAAACAAACACCUGAGGAGCGGCGCAGGGGAGAGCGAGCGCUGAGCGAGUUCGCCGACUACGUUGCGAAGGAGCAAGAACGGCGCUCCAUUCUAGACCCUCAGAACCCUUUAACUGCCCCUAGCGACAGUGGAUAUUCGACUGCAAAGCCUUCCGUGGUGACCGAAGAGCAUGCUGAACUUGACAUCCUCGAUCAGCUUGGUCUGAGCGACGCUCCAAGCCACGCUAAGCUCAAAGACCUGCUCUUAGGCACGUCUGCCGAUGGUGAAAAUGGGCUUCAGAUUCUUGCUGGAGUGAUCCAGAACCGCAUUGACGAAGGCCAUGGAGAGACCUUGUUCGACUUGGGUCUAGAGGACACUGGCGAUUCUAUGGGUUUUGACUCCUCUCAGUGGAAUACGGCAUUUGAGAGGCUCGAGGAGGCAGCAAAUACCAUCCCUGCACGUUGUCGCAUCCUGUUGACGUACAACGUAGGCGGUCCACAGGAAGCCCAAGCUAGCGCUGAGAAGGUAAAAGGAUGCUUUGGGAAAAUCAUGAUCCGGCAAGUCCCGGAACGAGUCGAGGAGGUCAUUGAAACCCGAAUUGCUGUUGUGGGGAAUGUCGAUGCUGGGAAGAGCACCCUACUAGGUGUUCUGGUCAAGGGAAAUCUCGACGAUGGUCGUGGUAAGGCUCGUGUCAACCUAUUCCGUCAUAAGCACGAGAUCGAAAGUGGUCGGACUAGCUCGGUUGGUAUGGAAAUCAUGGGAUUCGACACUCAAGGCGAAAUUGUUGGUAGUGACAAAGGCCGUAAAUUGUCCUGGGAAGAAAUUGGUAAGAAGUCAGCCAAAGUGAUUUCUUUCUCUGAUCUCGCUGGUCACGAGCGGUAUCUACGAACCACGGUUUUUGGAAUGCUCAGCAGCAGUCCAAAUUACUGUUUGUUGAUGGUUGCAGCGAAUAAUGGUCUAGUCGGUAUGAGCAAAGAGCAUUUGGGAAUUGCCUUGGCACUAAAUGUUCCCGUCAUGGUUGUCAUCACUAAGAUCGAUAUCUGUCCUCCACAAAUUCUGCAGCAAACCAUUACCCAGCUAUCGCGAAUCCUCAAGUCUCCCGGUGCCAGGAAGAUUCCUAUAUUUAUCAAGGACAUGGAAGGGACAAUUAACACCGCCACUCAAUUCGUCAGUCAAAGAAUCUGCCCUAUUUUCCAGGUAUCCAACGUCACUGGUGAAGGUCUUGACUAUAUCCGAACUUUUCUCAAUAUUUUACCUCAUUAUGGGUAUUACAAUGCUCAAGCACCAUUCGAGUUUUUGGUCAAUGAUACUUUCUCCGUCCCAUUCGUCGGCACGGUAGUCUCAGGUGUUGUCAAAUCUGGUGUCGUGCAUGCUGGUGAUACUGUGCAAAUUGGGCCAGAUUCGCUUGGCCAAUUCGUCACGACGACAAUCAAGACCAUUGAACGCAAACGGAUACCUGUGAAUGUCUGCUCUGCUGGCCAGUCUGCCUCGUUUGCUCUGAAGCGCGUUCGACGAAAGGAGGUACGAAAGGGGAUGGUUGUGGUCGCCAAAAUGGAGAACGCACCCAAAGUCUACCGUGAAUUCGUAGCCGAAGUGCUAAUCCUGUCCCACGCAACAACCAUUCGCCCUCGAUAUCAGGCAAUGCUGCACGUUGGAGCGGUGAGCCAGACCUGCUCUAUCAUUGACAUUGAUCGAGCCUAUAUUCGGACCGGAGACAGGGCACUGGUUGCAUUCCGCUUUGUGCAGCGUCCAGAAUUUCUUAAUGUCGGCGAUCGCGUGUUGUUCCGUGAAGGGCGCACUAAAGGCCUUGGUAUUGUAAAGAGCGUUGGCUAUGAUCCAAGCCAUCCUUUGAACCCUGAGGCUGCUGCUGCUGCUGCUGCUGCUGCUGCUGCUGAAAAUGGGAAGCCUAAGGAGGGGCCUAGUGCAUGA
Talaromyces proteolyticus is the source of this 1926-nucleotide messenger RNA. RefSeq names its product putative GTP binding protein. Lineage: Eukaryota; Fungi; Ascomycota; Eurotiomycetes; Eurotiales; Trichocomaceae. The record is from RefSeq and is a predicted model, not a curated record. Bases 1 to 1926 code for a protein of 641 amino acids. Gene Ontology annotation, molecular function: translation elongation factor activity; GTPase activity; GTP binding. The transcript has 3 exons. Gene Ontology annotation, biological process: translational elongation.